Molecule: messenger RNA, 971 nt
Organism: Aplosporella prunicola CBS 121167
Lineage: Eukaryota; Fungi; Ascomycota; Dothideomycetes; Botryosphaeriales; Aplosporellaceae
Exons: 1
Coding region: 51-884 (277 amino acids)
Source: RefSeq, a predicted model, not a curated record
UCUGCUCGAAGCCCAAGAAAACUGACGCUUCCCGGCAUACCCACAUCAACAUGGCGUACCCAGAGCGCAACCGCCCUCACUUCUCCGGCUGGACACCGAUCAACGCCGCAGACACCUCACAAGCUCCUACGCCCAGCCAGCACACCAACUAUCCCACAACCACAAGCACAACCCCCCAGCCGCCUCCUCCAGGCCACACCGAGAACGCCGCCGUCCCCGUCCUCACCGAAGCCGCCCUCCAGCGGAACUUCCUUCGCGACCUCGCCCCCCAAUCCACGAAGAACAACAAGCCCUUCUUCGGCAUCGACAGCUACCCCACCACCACCAUCCCCAUCUCCAUCCCCACGCGGCCCAAGCUCAUGCCCGUGAGCAGGAAGCACCGCCACCGAGAGCGGCACCGGGAGCAGCAGCAGCAGCGCGCUCACCGCACAGCCCGCACCACCAACGCGCACGCAGCCUCGCUGCUCAGCAAUGCCAACAUUAGAUACCCCUCCACGCGGCGCACGCAGCCCCCACUCGUCAAGCAAGCGCCUUCAGAGCUGUUCGACCCCACGGCCUGCCCGCCAGACAAGCUCUUCACGGUCGACACGGCUGGCUGCGCCGCGUUCCGCGGGCUGGCGCUCAUGGCGCCGGGGCCUGUGACUGUGGAGGGGAUUCUUAGUCGCGCGGAGGAGAAGAAGGUGAAGGCGGCAUUGGAGGAGGAGGAGAUGGAGGGAGGGGAGCGCAGUGCUGUUGUUGGUGGUGGUGGGAGGGCGCGCGCGAUCGACGACCCCGCGCUGGAUGCGGACUACACGCCGCCUUUUUCUUCGGCUUGGAGUGAGUGCGAGGAGGAGGACGACGACGAGUGGGACCCGGAGGAGUAUCGGCCCGAGGACUUGGUGUAGAGAUGGGCUGGCUUGUCUCGACGGCGUGCUAAGUGGUGUGGUGGAGGCGCGUGGGUAAGAUCUUCUUGAAUGGCUGGCUGGGCUUGG